Messenger RNA from Talpa occidentalis (Iberian mole), 4161 nucleotides. RefSeq names its product ATPase phospholipid transporting 11A (gene ATP11A). The coding region runs from base 25 to 3486 and encodes 1153 amino acids. NCBI's taxonomy places the organism in Eukaryota, Metazoa, Chordata, Mammalia, Eulipotyphla, Talpidae. The record is from RefSeq and is a predicted model, not a curated record. The transcript has 29 exons. Gene Ontology annotation, biological process: phospholipid translocation. Gene Ontology annotation, cellular component: recycling endosome; endoplasmic reticulum; plasma membrane. Gene Ontology annotation, molecular function: ATPase-coupled intramembrane lipid carrier activity; magnesium ion binding; ATP binding.
GCGGCGGGCGCGGCCGGCGGAGCCAUGGACUGCGGCCUCGCGCGGACGCUGCUGCACAGAUGCUGCACGGGUGAGGAGAACUGGGUGGACAGCCGGACAGUCUACGUUGGACACAAGGAGCCCCCGCCCGGCACCGAGGCCUACAUCCCUCAGCGGUUCCCCGACAACAGGAUCGUGUCCUCCAAGUACACGUUUUGGAACUUCAUACCCAAGAACCUGUUCGAGCAGUUCCGGAGAAUAGCCAACUUCUACUUCCUCAUCAUAUUCCUGGUCCAGCUGAUCAUCGACACACCCACCAGCCCGGUGACCAGCGGCCUCCCCCUGUUCUUCGUCAUCACCGUCACCGCCAUCAAGCAGGGCUACGAGGACUGGCUGCGCCACAAGGCGGAUGAUGCCAUGAACCAGUGCCCAGCGCACUGCGUCCAGCAUGGCAAGCUAGUGCGCAAGCACAGCCGCAAGCUGCGGGUCGGGGACAUCGUCAUGGUCAAGGAGGACGAGACCUUCCCCUGUGACCUCAUCUUCCUGUCCAGCAACCGCGGGGACGGCACCUGCCACGUGACCACCGCCAGCCUGGACGGAGAGUCCAGCCACAAGACCCACUACGCGGUGCAGGACACCAAGGCCUUCCACACCGAGGAGGACAUGGACGGGCUGCACGCCACCAUCGAGUGUGAGCAGCCGCAGCCCGACCUGUACAAGUUUGUGGGCCGCAUCAACAUCUACAGCUCGCAGAGUGACCCCGUGGUGAGGCCGCUGGGGUCCGAGAACUUGCUUCUCCGGGGAGCCACGCUGAAGAACACCGAGAAGAUCUUUGGCGUGGCCAUCUACACGGGCAUGGAGACCAAGAUGGCGCUCAACUACCAGUCCAAGUCCCAGAAGCGCUCGGCCGUGGAGAAGUCCAUGAACGCGUUCCUGGUGGUCUACCUGUGCAUCCUCGUCAGCAAGGCGCUCAUCAACACCGCGCUCAAGUACGCGUGGCAGAGCGAGCCGGCCCGCGGCGAGCCCUGGUACAACGAGAGGACCCCGGCGGAGCAGCAGCGGAACCAGUUCCUCCAGGCGUUCACCGACUUCCUGGCCUUCAUGGUUCUCUUCAACUACAUCAUCCCCGUGUCCAUGUACGUGACCGUGGAGAUGCAGAAGUUCCUGGGCUCCUACUUCAUCGCCUGGGACGAGGACAUGUUUGACGAGGACAUGGGGGAGGGGCCUCUGGUGAACACCUCGGACCUGAACGAGGAGCUGGGCCAGGUGGAGUACGUGUUCACGGACAAGACGGGCACGCUCACCGAGAACAACAUGGAGUUCAAGGAGUGCUGCAUCGAGGGCCAGGUGUACGUGCCGCACGUCAUCUGCAACGGCCAGGUGCUGCCCGACUCCUCGGGCAUUGACAUGAUCGACUCCUCUCCCGGCGCCAGCGCAAAGGAGCGGGAGGAGCUAUUCUUCCGGGCCCUGUGCCUGUGCCACACCGUCCAGGUGAAGGAGGACGAUGACGUGGACGGGCCCCGGAAGUCGCCCGACUCGGCCAAGUCCUGCCCCUACAUCUCGUCCUCGCCCGAUGAGGUGGCGCUGGUUGAGGGCGUCCAGAGGCUGGGCUUUACGUACCUGCGGCUGAAGGACAACUACAUGGAGAUCCUCAACAGGGACAAUGAUGUCGAGAGGUUCGAGCUGCUGGAGGUGCUGAGCUUCGACUCGGUGAGGCGGCGGAUGAGCGUGGUGGUCAGGUCGGCGGCAGGGGAAAUCUACCUCUUCUGCAAAGGAGCAGACUCCUCCAUCUUCCCCCGAGUGACAGAAGGCAAAGUGGAUCAGAUCCGGGCCCGGGUGGAGCGCAACGCCGUGGAGGGGCUGCGCACGCUGUGCGUGGCCUACAAGCGGCUGGCCCCGGAGGAGUACGAUGGCGUGUGCCGGCUGCUGCAAGCCGCCAAGGUGGCGCUUCAGGACCGCGAGAAGAAACUGGCUGAUGCGUACGAGCAGAUCGAGAAGGACCUCACCCUGCUGGGCGCCACGGCUGUGGAGGACCGGUUGCAGGACAAGGCGGCCGACACCAUCGAGGCCCUACAGAAGGCCGGGAUCAAGGUGUGGGUGCUCACCGGGGACAAGAUGGAGACCGCGGCGGCCACCUGCUACGCCUGCAGGCUGUUCCGCAGCAGCACCCAGCUGCUCGAGCUCACCACCAAGAGGAUCGAGGAGCAGAGUCUGCACGACGUGCUGCUGGAGCUGAGGAAGACCGUGCUGCGCGGUAGCGGGACCCUGGCCAGGGACGGCCUCUCGGGGCUCUCGGCAGACGGGCAGGACUACGGGCUCAUCAUCGACGGGGCAGCGCUGUCGCUCAUCAUGAGGCCCUGCGAGGACAGGAGCUCCAGCGGGAGCUAUCGCGAGCUGUUCCUGGAGAUCUGCCGGAACUGCAGUGCUGUGCUGUGCUGCCGCAUGGCGCCCCUGCAGAAGGCCCAGAUCGUUAAGCUAAUCAAGCUCUCCAAGGAGCACCCCAUCACCUUGGCCAUCGGGGACGGGGCCAACGAUGUGAGCAUGAUCCUGGAGGCCCACGUGGGCAUCGGUGUCAUUGGGAAGGAGGGCCGCCAGGCUGCCAGGAACAGCGACUACGCCAUCCCCAAGUUCAAGCACCUGAAGAAGAUGCUGCUGGUGCAUGGACACCUGUACUAUGUGCGCAUCUCUGAGCUCGUGCAGUACUUCUUCUACAAGAACGUUUGCUUCAUCUUCCCGCAGUUUCUGUACCAGUUCUUCUGUGGCUUUUCACAGCAGACGCUGUACGACGCGGCCUACCUGACCCUCUACAACAUCAGCUUCACGUCCCUCCCCAUCCUGCUGUACAGCCUCAUGGAGCAGCAUGUGGGCGUUGAGACGCUCCGCAGGGACCCCGCCCUGUACAGGGAUGUCGCCAAGAACGCCCUGCUGCGCUGGCCAGUGUUCAUCUACUGGACCUUGCUGGGUGUGUUCGACGCGCUGGUCUUCUUCUUCGGUGCUUACUUCAUCUUUGAGAACACGGCGGUGGCCAGCAACGGGCAGGUGUUUGGGAACUGGACCUUCGGGACGCUGGUGUUCACUGUGAUGGUGUUCACGGUCACACUGAAGCUGGCCCUGGACACACACUACUGGACCUGGAUCAACCACCUGGUCAUCUGGGGCUCGCUGCUUUUCUACGUGGUCUUCUCACUCCUCUGGGGCGGCAUCAUCUGGCCGUUCCUCAGCUACCAGAGGAUGUACUACGUGUUCAUCCAGAUGCUGUCCAGCGGGCCCGCCUGGCUGGCCAUCGUGCUGCUCAUCACCGUCAGCCUCAUGCCCGACGUCCUCAAGAAAGUGCUGUGCCGCCAGCUGUGGCCCAGCGCCACGGAGCGGGUGCAGAGCGCAUGGGGCCCGGACUGCCUCUCAGAGCCCGUCCCUCUCGCAUCUCUGCAGAGCCCCAGCUGCCCGCACCCUGGCCCCCCACACCCUCAGCCCUCUGGCCAGGCCCCCACUCUGAGCAGGAGAUGCUGACCCGAUGAGAGCCACCCCGGCCCCCGCCCGAGCCCCACCCCGGGGGCCACGACAGACACAUCACCAGGUCAAGCCUUUGAGGCCCGCGCUGAGCUGAGCGUCCUGGGGCCAGCGCUGCUGCCCGCUGCCUCCCGCGGCCCUGUCCGGCGGCUGUGGGGGGCCGCUGCCUGGGGCACACGUCUCUGCAGCAAGAGGGACCCGCUUGGAGCCAAGCAUCGGGGAGCCGCCGGCCUCCGCCUCGCGCCGGCACGGAGCACACCCUCUCGGGACACGCCUCCUGGGGCUCUGGCCACACUGGACGUUGCAGGAGCUUGUCGGGCCCCUCCACAUGGGCUGGCCACCCCCCCCCAGGACGGCGUCUGGAGUGUGCGGGCGGGGCUUGCGGGACAGUUGUGUGUGACGGGAGACCCUCCGCGUCCUCGGGGGCGGCCAGUCUUCAGGACCCCUGGGCGCAGGGCCAGGGAGCCGCGGACACGCUGGGCCCCCGCAGGCGGCCGGGAAAGCUGCUGCGACGGGACCCGCCCUGCGCCCCGCGCCCCGGGAAUGACCUGUUCUCGGCAACGGCCUUAACGGUCCCUGAGGAAGACGCUUCAGCUGGAGGCUCAGGCUUCAGGCGUCCCGGCAGAUGCCUUGGCGGAGAGCAGCGCCCACGCGCGGGAGCCCCCGCCCGCCUGC